UAUUUUACUAUGGCGGAUAAACGGGUGGAGUGCUCGAGUGGAUAGUGUACAUAAAAAUGAAAAACGUAAACAUUCUGUCUGUUUUGGUUUUAUUUACCAAAUUAUAUGUGAUAGAUGCUAAACGAGUUGAAGGAACUAUAGAUACUACAAGCCCUGAAUCAUUCGCGAAUUGGGUUUUUAUAACAAGAUUUUGUUUUUUAUCCAAAUACGGCACCUUAGAAUAUAAAUUUGUUUAUCCUGUGGAAUAUGCUACAGAGAAUGUAUUAUUGUAUUUUGAUGAAGCUACACAAUGGGCUGCUGUAUAUAAAACAAGCCUUAAUUGUUCGGCCAAAGUAGCUGUUUUAAAACCAGAAAAUAACCAAAUUAUAGCACUAGACCAAGGCAGUGGUAUAGCCUCCCAGUAUUCGAACUGUAAAAUAUUUACUAAAGAUGGCACUAACUUUUACAAUUGCACAGGCACAAGAACAUUUCGGUCAGCACGAGAAAGAUGGUGGUUUAUAGCCUUAGCAAGAUGCGAGGACAAGCAAGGCCAGCCACGAGGAUUAAAGUUAGACUAUUCAAUACAUAUGACCAAUGGUGGUGGACUUUUAACAUAUGAGUAUUCUGCUGAUGAAUUUUAUAUAUUACCAGUUGAUAUUGCCUUUCUACUUGCCUAUCUUAUUAUGUUAGCUCUAUCUAUUGUUUGUGCAUCAUUUUUACAGAAAAGACAGUUGUUUCAUACAACAUAUAAGAUGUAUUUAGUGUCUGUUAGUCUGUGGACUUUCCACCUAUUUCUACUAUGUAUAGGAUAUGGUAUGUAUGGUGAUACAGGAUAUCAACAAACAAAAACCAUAUUAACAGCACGUAUAUUUGGAUCAGCGAGUAUAUUAGUAUUUCUAUUAAUGUUGAUAUUGAUGGCUAAAGGCUAUACUAUCACCCGAGGUCGACUGAGUUCCCAAGGAACAAUAAAAUUAACAGUAUUUACAUGUAUCUACAUCGUUGUUUACUCUGUCAUGUUUAUAUGGGAAGCUGAGUUAUUUGAUCCAGGUAAAGUAUUGUAUGUAUACGACAGUCCACCAGGGUAUGGUUUAAUUGCUAUGAGAAUUGUUGGUUGGAUAUGGUUCCUCUACGCUAUCUUCUUCACCUUAAAACAUUUCCCAAAUAGAGGAAUGUUUUAUUAUCCAUUUUUUGGAUUUUUUACUGUAUGGUUUUGGGCAGGACCGAUUGUUAUCUUGAUAUCUCAACAUUCAAUGGCCUUGUGGACCCGAGAAAAAACUGUCAAUGGAGUAGAACUAUUGGUAGCUUUAGUGGGACAUGCUUUCUUUUUGAUUAUAACACGUCCCAAUGCAGCCAACAAGAAUUUUCCAUAUCAUAUACGCACUACACAGAUCGGUGCAAUGCAAGGUACAGCUUCUAGUAUGGAUUGUACACAACAAAAUGGUAUGGAACCAAAUGACAACCUACCAUAUUCUGUUACUUCUAACAAUAUGUAUACUGGUGGUACAGGUCCCGAUUUAACAGGUCUCUUUACAACCUCCAAUACUUACACUGAAAGACCAGACUGUAAGCAACCCCCGCCUUUCAUAAAUAAUGGUUUCCAGCUGAAUGAGAAUCCAGAAGGAAGACCUACAGUAUUACAAGGUAGAUUACCUCCCAUUAUAGCCUCGGCUCCACCACAAUAUGAAGCUUUAUUUCAAGUUGGAGGAAAACCGCUCAACAAGGAAGGGUAAUUCCUUUUCUUGAAUUCUGUUUUAUUUAUUAAAUUUGUAGUCACUUCAGGAAGUAAAUAUUCACAUCAAUGUACAUGUAUAACACUGGUAUUAUACAAAUUGAAUACAAAAGAAGGAUGAUAUUAGUUUUCAAUUUAAUCAAUACAAAAAGUACAUUUAGCCUGGGAUUAUAAACAUAAGUAUCUAUUUUGGAAUUUUGAAAACCAGAACUGUAAAAAGUUAUCUUGGAGGUUGUACCCUUGCACUAGAUAUCUUGGUUGCAUGGCUUAUAGGGAAGAUUUAGAUUUGUUCAAACAUAAUUGGAGCCCAUUGAAGGAGGAACAGAACCAAGUGAAGAUAUUUUUAAGUUUUUAAUUCUUCCCAUUAGAAGAAUUUCAAUUUCAAUCUAACAUGGUUGGCAUGUUGCAUGUGUGAUUCUAGUUUUUUGAGACAGGGACAUAUCCAACUCACCCAAAGGACAAAUUUAAACAUUAAUUUCUAAUUUAUUACUUUAAUGUCUGUAUAAUUAUUAUAGAAAGAUUUCAGCUUAUUGGUUUAUUGUCCCGGAUAAAUGUAUUGACCACAAUCUACACUUGAUCCUCUCUGUAGAACAUGGCAGAGGAUCUAUAGAUCUAUAAUAUAAAUAUGUUUCUCAAUGGAAUUUAUGUAAUUUAGAAAGGAAACAUGACCGUAGGCUAAAUUAACAUGUUAUCUUUUGUUAAUUUGUUUUUAAUCACUCCAUUACUAAAUCAUAGUAACUGAGCAAAGAUGAUGAUGUAGACCAACUGGUUGCUGCUAGUUUCUCACAAAUUAGUGGUACCUAGUCACGAACUUGGUCUACACAAAACUGAAUAUUAUAGAUUGUGCCAGUAAUGUACCCUUGAUAAGAAUUAAAAUAAAACCUUAAACUAUUACUUUUAUUUUAACAUUUUUAUUAAAAGAAACCCCAAAAAACAGUGAUCACUUUUAUGGUAUUAUUAUAUACAGUUUCCAAUAAUGUAGUUUGGGAUAAACUUGCCAUUUAAAAACUUGUUCCAUAAUAUUUUCAGUUUUAGGUAGAGUGUUGCAAAAAUUAUUUAAUUUUGUUUUAUUAAAAAUUUUGAGUGUCAAUAUUUAUUUGUUAGUACUCCAGAUUCUUAUAAACAAAACUGUGAUAUAUAGCUUUUAUUAUUAAUAGUUAUUCAUGAUUUAUUGUAAUCAGGGUUGAUUUUUAACAUUAUUUAUAUAUUUGUAAAUAUUGAAUGAAGAAAUUAAAUGUUAAAAUAUGAUUAUAUAUGUAAUUCUUUUUAAGAUAAUUGAUUUAUUUUAUUCACAUACUAUUUUAUCCACAUACUUUUGUCUUUUAAAAUCAGGGUAAAAUCACAAAAAUAUAAGUCAAUUGGUAUUUCUAACUAGUUGGAAAAUUAUGGCUGUUUAUAAAACAUUGUGUAUAUUUUAGUCAUUAUCUUGAACAUAGAUUUGAUUACAAUCCCCUCUUGAAGAAUGAACAGUUGUUUUCAACAGGUACAACAAUAUUUAAUUUUAAAUUAAAUUUAUGGCAGGACAUGACAAUUGAAAUAAAGUCAUAUCAGGGCUUUUGUUUCAGUUAUGUUUGCCUUAGGAAUUUUUAAAUGUGAAUUAUUUUAUUUUAAACAUCAUUUGAGUUCAAAUUUUUGGCCAGUCGAAGGUAAGCAAAUAGGUGAAAAAUUGACAAGACUUUGUAUGAGAGCCCUGAUCAAAAAUGUAUAAUUUGUUUUAAAAACCACCAUAGACCCCAAUGAUAUUUAUGAUACAUUAAAAACUUUCAAAUAGUGCUGUACCAAGUUAUAUAUUUUGGAGAUAUGUACUGGUUUUCUUUCAUCUUAACACAUGGAUAUAUUGUAGCAUUGUCAUACACAAACUUGCUACUGGGCACUAACCAAUUGCUUCAUCUUGUUAUAUAUCUUUAAUUGGAAUUUAAAACCAGCCAAUAACAACACUUAUUUAGCUGGUCCUGUUGAAUCAAAGUAUCAGGAAUCUAUUUGAUGACACCAUAAGAAUUUUCUUUGAAUGGUGCAUUUGAUGUUUCGAUUAUAUACUCUUCUUUUACUUUAUUAAUGACAUACUUGUUAUUGUGCAUGUAAUUCAAAAAUGCCAAGAGGUGGGGAUAUUGGUUGUAGUGUAGUAGCCAAUGGGAGAAUAUUGUAAUUACAAUGACCAAAUCUGAAGUUUAUCAUAAUGUAAUUUUGUUGUAUCUAAUUCAUUAGCAUAAUGUAUAAAACUCAUGUUCAAGCAUCAUAUGUUUUUAUGUAGAUUAAGUAUAAUCCGUCCACUAUAUAUAUUGUUCUUAUAGUUUGGUGCAGUGUGCUUUUUAAAAUAUAAUUAUUUGUUAUUGUACCACCCAGGCAAUUGUGAUAAUAAAUAUUUUGUCAUAAAAAAAAAA
Molecule: messenger RNA, 4089 nt
Organism: Patella vulgata (common limpet)
Lineage: Eukaryota; Metazoa; Mollusca; Gastropoda; Patellidae
Product: transmembrane protein 145
Exons: 13
Coding region: 57-1709 (550 amino acids)
Biological process (GO): G protein-coupled receptor signaling pathway; response to pheromone
Source: RefSeq, a predicted model, not a curated record